AUCCAAAAAGUUGUCCAAUUUUAACUUCUAUCUCUCCCAAAACCAAAGCAGGGGGAUGUUUGGUUGGAAAAGUCGUGGCAACAGAGUCAAGAGACUGAGAAAAUAAAACCCUAGAAACAGCGAAAUCAACAAGAGGAAGAGGAAGAAGAAGAAAAAAAAGGAGAAGAUAGACGAACCUAGAUCGGAUCGGAUCGGAUCCGACCCACAAACGCACGUCCUCCUGGAGAGGUUUUCAUACAUUCUGCUCCUGAAUCUUCUGAACGAUCACCAAGAGCCUUGCAGGGGGUGACGCUGACGGGGGUAUUGCUUGCAAGAAAUGGAUCCUGGUCGCUAUGGUGUUCAGCAAGGAUGGGAUAAUAACAGCGCUCUGGAGGGUUAUGGUGCGGUAAAUGAGCCAAACUUCCGGGUUGGUGCUUCCUAUGAUGAUAGGAGGUUUUUAGAUGAAAGAUAUUCAAGAGAUGAUGUUUACCCAAGAAAUGCCUUCCAUCGUGACGUUUUGGAUAGGGAGAACUAUCCACCACCACCUCCUGCUAUUGGGCUCUGGCCGCCAUCAAGGAGAAGAAGUUAUGAAGAGGACUACCCACUUGAUAGGGAAUCUAGGCGACAUGAGAAAUCAUACAUUAAUUCAUACCAUGAGAUGGAUACCUUUCGGGAUCAUGAGAUCGAUGCAAUUCAGGAAUUUGAUAAGUUUGGGGAUGGCUAUCGUAGUAUUGAUAACUAUCGUGAUCAUGAAUUGGACAGGCCUGGUAGGUUUGGGGGACGUGAACGUGAACGUGAUGAUUAUGUGUAUGAUGAUUAUGACUAUAGGUCCCGCCUCUCCCAUCAAAACAGGGAGGAUAGCCGUGACAGGGAUUAUAACUAUGGUCGGCAUAGUUAUGAUUCUGAUUAUGAAAGAGGCAGUAGGAGAGAUGGUAAUUGGAGGCGGCGUGAAUCCCGUGAUAAGAGAUGUUUGAGUCGGGAAAGAGAUCCGAGUCCGCAUAAAAGACAUGAACGCUCCCGGUCCCGGGGGCAUGAUGAUCGUCCUAGAUCGAGGUCCCCUCGCAGUCGAAGCCAUGGUCGAAGUCAUCGAGAGGACAGCUACGAUGAUGAUCGGCAUGAGAGGACUGAUAAGCGAAGGGAGCGUGAAGAGAAGCGUCAUCGUGAGCAGUAUGCUGUGGCCCCAUCUGCCACCAUUGUUGUGAAGGGCCUCUCACAGAAGACGACUGAGGAAGAUUUGUACCAGAUCCUUGCUGAAUGGGGACCCCUUCGUCAUGUCCGUGUGAUCAAAGAGCGAAACUCAGGGAUCUCGCGUGGAUUUGCUUUUAUUGAUUUUCCUUCUGUGGGAGCAGCGCGUUCAAUGAUGGACAAGAUUGGUGAUGAUGGUCUUGUUGUGGAUGGAAGGAAGCUUUUUUUUGAGUACAGUAGUAAGCCAACUGGUGGGGCAGGUGGACCGUUUGGUCAAGAGAAUGCUGUGAAAUCAGGUCACUUUAACCAUAAAGGCAUUACAGUACCAUCUGAUUGGAUGUGCAACUCUUGUGGCUGUGUCAAUUUUGCCCGGCGGACAUCUUGCUUCCAGUGUAAUGAGCCGCGCAGUGAUGAUGCUCCCCCAGCUGAUAUUUCUUUAUCAAAUCCAACACCAUUAGGAAAGAAAGGAUUGGAGGCAGGUCCUACUCAUGUUUUGGUUGUUCGUGGAUUGGAUGAAAAUGCUGAUGAGGAAAUGCUUCGUUAUGAAUUUUCAAAACAUGCUCCAAUCAAGGACCUUCGUCUUGUCAGAGACAAAUUUACUCACGUCUCAAGGGGAUUUGCAUUUGUACAUUUUCAUUCGGUGGAGGAUGCGACCAAAGCUCUUGAAGCAACUAAUGGAACAACACUUGAAAAAAAUGGGCAGAUCUUGAGGGUGGCAUAUGCAAAAAGUAUCCUCGGUCCAGGAUCAGGCACAUCUGGCCAGUCAAGUAGCCUUGCUGCUGCUGCAAUUGAGGCAGCAACAUUUGCUCAACAGUAUGAUGCUGUUGGAUGGGCACCAAAAGAAUAUAACCCAGAUGACAAACAAUCAACCAGUGGGAAGGAGCAAACUGGUGGGAAGGUUGCAGUUCAAAAUGAUGGUUCGGCUCCGCAAUCUGGAUUUAUAUGGGAUGAGGCGUCUGGUUAUUACUAUGAUGCUGCUUCUGGGUUCUACUAUGAUGGAAAUACAGGUCUUUAUUAUGAUGGUAACGGUGGGAUCUGGUAUUCAUAUGACCACCAAACUCAGCAGUACAUCCCUUGCACUGAUCAGAAUGACAACAAAACACCUGGUAACCAAUCUGAGCUCCCAAAGGCAUCAGAUGGUUCGAGUAAUAGAAAAGUAGUCAUCUCUGCACCAGCUAUUACUGUAACAUCAGUUGAGAAGGCUGCCUCAUUACCGGAUGCAGUACAAGCUGCAGCAACAGCAGCAAUAGCUGCAGAGAAGAAAGAGAAGGAGAAGUCAAAAGAGAUAAAACUCGCUUCGAAGAGCAGUAUUCUGGCUAAUAAGAAGAAAAUGAAUAAUGUAUUGUCAAUGUGGAAGCAAAGGAGUCAUGAAGGGCAAGCAACUCGUGUGGCUCUUGAUGACAAUCAACCAUCUGGGUCAGCCGAUGAUAGACCUUUUUCUGUUGGACAAUCCACAAAGAGCAAGUUUAAGACUGAUGCAACAUCAACAAAAGAUAAUUUUACGUCCAGCUCAGGAGCUCCCACCACAGCCUCUGCAGCCCAAUCUGUUGGUUCGGAGUCUCCGGUCAAGCCAAGGCCUGUGAGCAACAGCUUAGGGGGGACUGUGAUGGGGGUCAUUAGGGGUUCUGGAAGAGCUACAGUGAGAUCAGAAACCAUGUCUUCAGGAUCAUCUGGUGUAGUUUCAACUCCAACUGUCGUCGCAAGUUCUGCUGGUUUAUCUUUUUCAGUAAAUGCAGAUAUACCUUCGGUUGCAACUCCAUUUAAAACAGACGCAUCUGCAUUGGGUACCUACACACCACCUGGCGUUGCCGUGAGUGGCAAGAGGAGGUUUUCUGAAAUGCCACUUAAUCCAGCUGCCGUUCACAAGGAGCAAUCUCAAACUACCUAUAGGGAUCGUGCUGCUGAGCGAAGGAACUUGUAUGGUUCAUCUUCUCUUGGAGACGAUCUAUCUAAUCUGGGAUUUGGUGAUUCAAAUCGAGAUGUUGCAUUGAGGAAGGGUUCUAUGGAUUCAAUGCCUUUCCCCCCUGGUGUUGGUGGAGGGCGUGCAUUUGGAGAUGCUAAUAUCAACAGUUAUGAGGUGAUUACUGCAGACAAAGCGAUUGAUGAGAGCAAUGUUGGCAACCGGAUGCUCCGUAACAUGGGCUGGCAUGAAGGCUUGGGAUUAGGGAAGGAUGGAAAUGGAAUGGUAGAGCCAGUCCAGGCACAAGCCGUGGAUAGACGAGCAGGACUUGGUAGUCAGCAGAAAAAAGUUGAUCCUAGCCUUGAGGUGCAGGCUGGGGAUAGUUACAAGACUCUCAUUCAUAAGAAGGCGCUCGCCAGGUUUCGGGAUAUGUCGUAGAUAGAUUGAUGUGGAGUGACUGAAGCUGCUCGUGGAGUGAGGGGAUAUGAUACAAAAACAUUAGGAGGAAGACAGUGGUAGAGCUUCCAAAUGUAGUGGAAAAUGUUGUUUCCAUUGUAGAGGCUUUUGGGUCGGUCAUGCAUUAUUGGUUUAAAGGUGUCGUCUGACUCAUUUUCUCUUGUAAAAAAGUAGCUUUAUAGCACUUUGUAAAAAUUCAAAUGUGCUUUAAAGGUCUGAAAUUUUGAUUACUCUUGUUAGCCAUUUUCGUUGUCGAACAGUUAUUCCAACCAAAACGGUGGAAAAUUCUUCUUUCCUUAUGCUGGUAGUAGCUAAUGAGCAUUUGGAAAGCGAGAUUGCUGUACAAAGUCGCACAUAUUUUUCGUAAAUACCAGUGGGGUAGGCUUGUGUGCCUAUCCAGUGUUUGGAAGGCA
Messenger RNA from Alnus glutinosa, 3933 nucleotides. Its product is annotated as SUPPRESSOR OF ABI3-5. Gene Ontology annotation, molecular function: RNA binding. Gene Ontology annotation, biological process: mRNA splicing, via spliceosome. Gene Ontology annotation, cellular component: nucleus. NCBI's taxonomy places the organism in Eukaryota, Viridiplantae, Streptophyta, Magnoliopsida, Fagales, Betulaceae. The transcript is spliced from 16 exons. The record is from RefSeq and is a predicted model, not a curated record. Bases 317 to 3502 code for a protein of 1061 amino acids.